Molecule: messenger RNA, 3954 nt
Organism: Thalassophryne amazonica
Lineage: Eukaryota; Metazoa; Chordata; Actinopteri; Batrachoidiformes; Batrachoididae
Gene: uspl1
Product: ubiquitin specific peptidase like 1
Exons: 8
Coding region: 173-3730 (1185 amino acids)
Biological process (GO): protein desumoylation; Cajal body organization
Cellular component (GO): Cajal body
Molecular function (GO): SUMO binding
Source: RefSeq, a predicted model, not a curated record
UUGUGUAGAUAGUUUUUUAUCAUAUUCAUGUGAACAUUUUAUUGCAAAAUGGAAUUAGGACAAUGUGGCGUGCUUAUUUGCAAACAUAGAGCACAGGCUCACAUGUACGAGGCACUGAGUGACGUUUUGUUUUCUCUUCAGCUCGCAGGGAGGUGAGCGACGGUGCAGUGCCAUGGUAAUAUUUGUCGAAUGGUAUCACACGGCGUUGGACCAGAUCAACAGCAGUGGUUUGCUAAUGAGUGCUGAAGAUACUGGUUUUGGGGCUUUGGCUCCACUGGUGGCGGGGUAUUUGGGAGAAGUUCAGGAGAGAGCUGCUUCACUGGAAUAUUGUCCAUGGUGUACAAAGAAGGGCUUGAAUUCUGCUCUGCGGUCUUACCACAUCAAUAUCCAGGAGUCAAUUGUGCUGUGCACAAACCCAGAGUGCCUCUUCCCUCUGGUCAGCCGAUCUUUGGAGGAUAUCUUUGCUAGCUUGCGUCCUGCUGAGCCCAAUACUGGGAACAAAAGAAAACGCACUGUGACAUUACAAAAGGAAGACCUGGUAAAGCCUUCACCCAAACGUCUGUGUUCAAAUGAAAAUAACAGUUUUGGGCUGCAAAGUGUCACGGACACGCUAACCAGCCCAGCAGAACAAAGAACUAUAAAUGCUGCUAACAAUGACUGCCUCACUGCAGCCAAAACACAAGGCAGCGAGACAACUCAUUGGAAUAAGGAUUUUAACUACUCUGUUGUUGAGACACCAGGAUGUAAAUCGCUGAAAGAUCAGGAUGUAGUUCUUCAGAAGGAACCAGGCAGUGCUGCUUGUGUGAAUGGUUGUGUACCAGUGACAGAGGUUGCUUCACCUGAACACCUGCAGUGCUCAUCAGAAAUCUUAACUAUUGAUGAGGAUAAAACAGAGCUCUCUCCUCAUCACAAUGUGCCAGAGGCAGAGGACAUACACAGGCAGGCGAAGAGUACUCUGGACUGUUUGCCAAACAUAUCUCCACUGGACUCUCAACAAUCUGGUUUCGCCAGUAUUGACAGUCAUCUUUCUGAAAUUGAUGCACUUAAACUUCAGGACACUGAGCAGCCUACAAAGACUGAUCACAAAACAAGCACUGCUGAUGUGUUCUCAGAAGCUGGAGUUUUAUCUUCAACCACUGUAACAGAGUCAGAUCAGCUUGUUCCUGUUCCAGAUGUGCUUUUCUGGAGGAACACUGACAACCUGUGUUGGCUGGAUACACUUCUUGUUGCUCUGAUGAACUGUAAAAGCUUGAGGAAGUUGAAACCUAAAGAAGAACCUCAGCAAUCAUCUGUUUGGCAGCUGUUCACAAUGUACGAUGAUGCCUGGAUGACCAUCCAAGAGCACCAACAGACGGGUGGAGACGGAGUUGUGAGUGUGCCAAAUCAUGUUCUGCAAAAGACCAACACAGACCUGCACAGUCUUAGGAUGUCCGCCUUCAAACUGCUGCAGCCAAAACUACGUUGCAAACUCGGCCAGAGGGAAACUCCUGUGUUUGCAAUGCCACUUUUGGUUAAGAUGGAUUCUUGGUUGGAGCCUCUGUUCCAGUUCACCUUUCAGUGGGAACUUAUCUGCACCGGCUGCAAUGUUAUCACUAAGACAAGGUUUACAAAAACUCUUCCAACUUUCACAAAUAUUGCAAACGACUGGCAUCCGCUUUGUGCAGUUCACUUCGCUUCCUGCAAUGUGUGUCGUAAGAGGAAGCAGAGGAGGAUGAUGGUGCUUGAGAGUGUGCCUCCAGUAUUUGCAUUGCAUUUUGUUGAGGGACUUCCUGACAAUGAUGUCCGAAUGUACUCCUUCAGCUUUGAUGGGAAAUCCUACUCAAUCACUAUCAUCAUACAGUUCAUCAAAUCGCUUAAACACUUUGUCACCUGGAUUUGUAAAGCAGAUGGAUCAUGGAUGGAAUUUGAUGAUUUGAAACAUCCGCACUGCAAAAUCCAUCCCAAACUUCCGAUCCCUGCUCAUGAGAUCCAUGUUGUCUUCUGGGAGGUGCAGGAGGAUGAAGAGCCCAGCUGUUUUUCUACCCCCGCAACAUGUGCCAAGUCUUCUUCUUCAACAAGUGAGAUGAAUUGCAACGUAACUGAGGAGGUUGAGCUGUUGCCUUGCACUCCAGACAAGUCUCUCCUCAUCUCCAAAAAUGACCUUGACAUUGACUGUAGUCUCCCAGAAUCCGGUGAUGGCAGCAGUGUCUUGGAGACAACAGAUACAGUGUGCUUGGACACUUCAAUCGGGUAUACAACACUGCUCGACACCUUUGAGGGUCUUACGCACAAUGACAUCAUCACACUCACCCUGGUGGACUGUACCGCUGACUCAGAAGUCCAGCCUCUGAAUAAUGUCUGUGAGUAUUCUCAUGAUUCAGACCUGCCCAGCAGAAAUGAAGUACUCGACUGCUCCACUGCACCAGAUAGUUCCUCCACAGUGAUAGCUAAUGAAAUGCAAGACAAGGCUGAUGUGGCACUUCCAAUGCCUUCCAACUCCUCUGACUCUGAAGCUGGGAAAGACUUGUCCAGUGAGCCUACAUUUGUGCCUCACCCCACAAGAGGGCGAGGGCGGGGACGCGGGCGCGGAAGGUCCAAAGGCAAACCUGGUGGCAGACAAAAGAGGAUUAUGGUGGCCCCAUCAGAAGCAGCCCCACACGAUUCACCACAUCUGUCUAUGGAGCACUCUGAAAUAAUCAGUAACGAACCUGAGAGUGAUGUUCAGGAUGUUGAUCCACCUGCUGAAACUACACCUGUGACUUGUGCUGAUACAUCGCCACCACGUACAUACCAGAAUAGUCCCGCAGUUCAGAAUGCCCGCUGGACAUUCUUGCUCAGCAAACACCCCCUAACUCAAGUCCAUAAUUAUGCCAGUGAAAUUAGUCCCACCCAGAUGUCCAACUGUGCUGGGCAACUAAACCCUACUAGUCCUAUACAGUACAACCAAAUACCAAUGAGGAGACAACGUAAUCCUGUGGGACUCGUUCCUAAACUGCAGCUCAGGACAGAGGAAAGCGAGGAACUCCCAAUGAAGGCUGCAGAAAAGUACAAUGCAUUUGGUGCAAAGAACUCAAAAACUCAAAGUCCACUUAAAUCUCCUGCAUCUGUUUCAUACCCCAGUUGUGAUCCAAAGCCGUUUCAGGUGGUUACUUCUGACAGCCAGGAGUCAACACUGAACACCACAAUGGUGUCUAACACAUCACUUCCUUCAUUUGGAAUACCUGACAGUGGUGAAAUAUCAUACUCCAAGAAACACAGCAGCCACUCCUUUAAGCUUAUGCCAGGUCUCACCGACACUGAAGCUUUGAGGUACAAGUUACUGAAGAAACUAAAAGCAAAGAAGAAGAAGCUUGCAAAGCUGAAUGAGCUACUGAAACACCAGGGUGGAGCAAGCCUCAGACCAGACAGCACUGAGCAGAGUUCCCCAUAUAAUGUGAGCUCCAGCACCAGUGCCCACUCUCCUUCUGAAGGGUUUUUCUCCAACUUGGUCUCACCAGCAACAACAGCUAGCAACCUAUCACCAGACAGCACUGGCCUCCUCGAGAUGCUUGUCAGUAGACAAGAUGGAGUUGACCGACUGGACUGUGGGCUUAAUAGCACUGGCGGACUAUCUCAGGUGAAUGCAAUUGGGAAUGGGUCUGUCACCACCCACACCGAGAACUUCUUGGAGGACUUCAUUGCUGAGGCUGCAGUUCAGCAGCCAACUGAGAUGGACACAGAGGCACUAAGUGGUCUGGAUAUUUUCUUUUAAAUUGUUUAGAUGGAUGUUAUCUGCAAGCUACAAUUGUAAAUAGUAUCACUAUCAGUCAGGCAGAAUUUCCAAAGAGCACCCGUAUAUAGUUUGGAAAAUUAAACAAAAUCUGCGUAUUUGUUUCACCAUUAGUUUUGAAAGUUUAACAAGAUCCUGAAAGGUUCGUUUGUUUUUAACAUCUGUGUCAUUUUCAUAGCUGGUAACAUUGUUUCUUCCAUCUCAUG